This is a messenger RNA of Erythranthe guttata (spotted monkey flower), 1915 nucleotides long. RefSeq names its product CBL-interacting protein kinase 1 (gene CIPK1). The record is from RefSeq and is a predicted model, not a curated record. Gene Ontology annotation, biological process: protein phosphorylation; signal transduction. Gene Ontology annotation, molecular function: protein serine/threonine kinase activity; ATP binding. Lineage: Eukaryota; Viridiplantae; Streptophyta; Magnoliopsida; Lamiales; Phrymaceae.
AACGGUUUAUUCCUUCCAUUAAUAAAUUCCAAGUAAAAAAACAUACAUGUGCGCAGUGGGGAUAAUAAUAUUAUUUAAUUGUUGCAAAGAGUUGAAACUUGAAAUUAAUAAAAAUACCGUUUCAGCAGAUUGGAAAGCUGGGACAACAACACGCACGCAAUUUCUUCUAUAUAUCUUACAUACAAAUAAUUAUAUUAGACAAGAGAAAGAGAAAGAGAAGAGAGGAGGAGAAUAUACAUACAUACAUACAUAUACAUAAGAGUAUCGGAAGAAGAAGAAGAAGAAGAUUGUAGUAGUGAAGAAGAUAAGAUAUAAUUUGAUCAUAUUUAAUAAUAUGGUAUUGGUAGAGGCAAGAGUGGUAAAAGGAGGAUCAUCAGAAGAAGAGAGAAGAACAAGUAGUUCUUCAUCUUCUUCAACAAAUGGGGGGCGAUUGGGGAACAAGUACGAGUUGGGAAGAACAUUAGGAGAAGGCAACUUUGGCAAAGUCAAGUACGCCAGAAACAUGGAUUCUGAAGGUCAACCCUUUGCCAUCAAAAUUCUCGACAAGAACACCAUUCUCCACCUCAACAUCACCCAUCAGAUAAAGAGGGAGAUUGGUACCCUAAAACUCCUCAAACAUCCCAAUGUCGUCAGAUUAUAUGAGGUCCUAGCUAGCAAGACGAAGAUAUACAUGGUUCUCGAGUACGUCAAUGGUGGUGAACUGUUCGACAGAAUUGCAUCCAAAGGAAAAUACUCGGAAGGUGUAGGUAGGAAGCUCUUUCAGCAAUUAAUUGAUGGUGUUAGUUACUGCCACAACAAAGGCGUUUUUCACAGAGAUCUCAAGCUGGAGAAUGUGUUGCUGGAUUCGAGUGGAAUCAUUAAGAUUACGGAUUUCGGUCUCAGUGCAUUGCCUCAACAUUUUAGGGAUGAUGGAUUGCUGCACACAACAUGUGGAAGUCCAAAUUAUGUAGCCCCUGAGAUUCUUUCAAACAGAGGGUACGACGGUGCAGCCUCAGAUACAUGGUCUUGUGGUGUUAUCUUGUACGUAAUUCUUACUGGACACCUUCCCUUCGAUGACCGAAAUCUGGCUGCACUCUAUCAGAAGAUUUUCAAGGGAGACGCUCAAAUACCAAAAUGGCUAUCUCCAGGGGCCAAAAACCUAUUAAAGAGGAUUCUAGAUCCCAACCCUCGUACACGUAUAACCAUACAAGAGAUAAAAGAAAACGAGUGGUUCAAGCUAGACUACAUUCCUUUAAUUAAUCCCAUGGAAGAAGGAGAAGAAGAAGAACAACUACAACAACAACAAGAUGCUUGUACUGGUGAUGAUGAUCAAGUGUCAUCAUCUGUACACGAGACAGCUCAAUCAGAUGCCGCAGAAAAAGACUCAAAGUACUCAUCCAGUACCAUGAUUAAUGCCUUCCAGCUGAUCGGAAUGUCUUCGUCUCUGGAUCUUUCUGGCUUCUUUGAGAAAGAGGAUGUUUCUGAGAGGAAAAUCAGAUUUACCUCAACUCAUUCUCCAAAAGAAUUGCUAGAGAGGAUUGAAAAUACAGUUAUACAAAUGGGAUUUCAUGUCCAGAAGAAAAACGGAAAGUUGAAAGUGAUGCAAGCGGCGGGCAAAUGUCAGAAAUCCCCUGGAUGCCUCUUGGUUGCUGCAGAAGUUUUUGAGAUAAGUCCAUCCCUAUACGUAGUUGAGUUGCGAAAAGCAUAUGGUGAUCCUAUAGUGUACAGAGAGUUGUGCAAUAAACUAUCCGAUGAAUUAGGUGUAUCACGAAGCCAAGCGCAGCUCCAAAUUGAUCUAAUAUAAUGAACCACCCUUGGCUUCUUUAAUUUGAAGUGCAAAGAUUUUCUUCAUCUCCAUUUUUUAUGCCAUUAAUUACUCCUGUUAUAAUUAGCCUCCAACAGUCUCUUCUGGUAUCAAUGAAUUCAUUCUUUCAAA